CAGUUGCUUAUGUGUGAAGUUAUCGUUUAGGAUUUCUUGACCUCGUUUUAUCCUAGAAAACAUAUAUUUGAAUGUUGCCUUACAACCGGGGACUUAAUUGACACAUGUGAUUUUCUAGCUUGUUUUUAGCCAGAAAUACUUAAACUAAAUUCCCGUUCUCAUGGAUGGGAAUGCAGAGCAGAAAGAGAAUGACCCUGGGUCCAAUCCCAACAUUGAAAACACAGAGCUGAAGAACGAUGAGCAACUCCAGCAUACACUAGCUGAAGAGCCCUCAGAAGAGGGCAAAUCCACUAAUGCUGAUUACUGUAAGAAUAAAGCUGACACGGCUACAGAUGAGGCUGAGGAGGUGGUAGCAGUGGAGCAGAGUGGGCAAGAGUCUGAAAAAGCUUUAGGGGAACAGGCAACAGAGGGUAUCUCAGCUGAGACAGAGGGAGGGAACCCAGCCGCUUCUGAGCCAGGAGAGGGCGCUGGAGAUGAGUCACCCACAGGACCCAACCUACCAACGAGUGAGACAUUCGAAGAGGGAGAGGUCCCGGAGAUGAAGCCUCUAAUAGGGGAGCCUCUCUCCCGCGAGGGGAGCCUCACACUCGAAGAUGUCGACAACAAUGAUGAUGAAGACGGACCGCCAAAACUAGACCCAGGGACUCCCGAAGGGGAGAGUUCCGUGCAGGUUGAGGAAAAGGGUCCCUCUCUAACCAAAGAGACGGGCCCCAGCAUCGACUACAAAGAGUACAUGAACUUCCUUUAUGAGUUGCAGGCAGAGAAGGACAAACUGAGCCAGGUCAACGGUCAGCUCCAGAUCAAGCUGGUGGAGUACUUCCGCAAGAAGACAGGUGAUGACGCACGUCCUGAGAAGGAGAAAGCCGUGUCGGACCAGGAGCAGCGCUACCAGAAGUACAUGGCCAUCAUGGAGGACCUGAAGUGGCAGCACCGGCUGGACUCGGAGGCAGCCCAGCAGCAGGCAGAGGAGCUGAGGCAGCAGAGCCAGGAGAAGCUGGGCCAGCUGGAGACCGAGUGGAGCGCUUUCAUGGCACUGAAGCGCGACGUGGCCGUGACGGCCCUGAGCCGGCGCCUUGGGAAACAGGCGGCGGCGGUCGAGGUAGAGCAGAUCCAGGCGGCCGAGCAGCGGCGCCAGAAAGAGCUGGUCACCGUGCGCCUGGAGAAUAUCAAGCUAAAGAACAAGACGCGCAAGUUUGAGGCCACACUGCGUGCCAAGGAGAUGCUCGCUGAGGGCCUGCACCUCAUCGACUUCGAGCAGCUGAAGAUAGAGAACCAGACGUAUAAUGAGAAGAUAGAGGAGCGCAACGAGGAGCUCCUUAAACUGCGCAAGAAGAUCACCAGCACAGUCCAGGUACUAACCCAUGUGAAGGAGAAGCUCCAGUUCGUGCAGAUGGAGAACCAGGCCAAGCGGGCCCAGUUGGCUGAGGUGGAGUUGGUGGUGGCCAGGAAGAGGGAUGUGCUGACCAGGACCAAGCAGGCCAGGGAUGGCCUACGUAUGGACAACCUGAAGCUGCGCCAGCGCUGCGGCCUGCUGGGCAACGAGAUCCUGCUGAGGGACUUUGAGGAGAAGGUCGACGCCUCAGACGACCUGGAGGAGAGGCUGGAGGGGCUGAAGAGGAGGCACGCAGAGCUCAUACUGAAGUGUGCCGGGGUCAAGAAGAAACUGGAGUACACCAAACCCUAACCCAAACCCUAAUCCAAACCCUAACCCAAACCCUAACCCAAACCCUAACCCAAACCCUAACCCUAACCCAAACCCAAACCUUAAUCCUAACUCAAACCCUAAUCCUAACCCAAACCCUAAUCCUAACCCAGACCCUGAGCCUAUCUCAAACCCUAAGCCUAUCUCAAACCCUAAUCCUAUCUCAAACCCUAAUCCUAACCCAAACCCUAAACCUAUCUCAAACCCUAAUCCUAACCCAGACCCUAAACCUAUCUCAAACCCUAAGCCAAACUGAAGUGUGGAAAUCGAGGAGCGGAGGCGAGGAGAGGAAACGUGGAAACAAUAUGCUUGUAGGAAAUGAUACUCCUUCUCCACUCACGCGUCAUCAGGCUAAUGACAUUUACAGCGGUAGAAUGAAACGUGUAAAGUGCUAAGGCUAGAUGUGCAAGACAUGUUAUAGAUUAAAAGAAAAGUAGCAUGUUGUUUUGAAAUGUGUGCAUGUAAGCAACAGUUGAUUCAAAGGGGGAGUGGCAGAUUUCAAAACUCCUCUGCAGAGCAUACACACAGGAGGCACUUCAGUAUCCAACGCGAGAGGAGUUUAGAGGCAGGUAGGAGUCUUCGCGAAGUCUGGUGACAUGAUAAGUGAGGGUAGUAACCAAGGGGAUGGAACUCGGAGGCAGGGUUGGAGGCGGAGACUACUUGGGGCAACUUCACGUCUGGUUGGCUGGGGGUUACUCCUCGGUUCACCUACUAACAAAUUGACACUCUCCUCGACCACUUAUUGGUUUCCAGGUCACGGAGGAAAGAAGGACUGAGGAGUCAAGGAGAGGACAGACUUUUCCAAUUGAGAAUCUCCCAAGGUCUAUAUGAUCAGUCAGAAAUCACCAACUGGUCAUAGACGGAAACCAUAUGUAUUAUAAUAAGUAGUCUGUUGUUUUAUUUGCUGACAUGUUUUAGUUGUUUUGCAUUUACAACCCCUGAUAAUAUAAUAACAGUUGUCAUGAAGGAAAUUGUCAUACUCAAGGUUGGUGAGCGGUUUAUUUGCAACUAGUUUAAGUUGUCAUUAAAAUGUGAAAUUC
Oncorhynchus tshawytscha (Chinook salmon) is the source of this 2742-nucleotide messenger RNA. It is a transcript of the gene cfap184, whose product is annotated as coiled-coil domain containing 96. Bases 161 to 1684 code for a protein of 507 amino acids. Gene Ontology annotation, biological process: cilium assembly. The transcript has a single exon. Gene Ontology annotation, cellular component: axoneme; ciliary basal body. Lineage: Eukaryota; Metazoa; Chordata; Actinopteri; Salmoniformes; Salmonidae. The record is from RefSeq and is a predicted model, not a curated record.